This is a messenger RNA of Pocillopora meandrina, 1475 nucleotides long. Lineage: Eukaryota; Metazoa; Cnidaria; Anthozoa; Scleractinia; Pocilloporidae. The record is from the annotation of a GenBank genome assembly.
AUGGAUUCAUAUUUCACCUUUCUAUGGCUCAACUGUGGAACAGCGUUUCUGCUAAUCCCUCCAAUUACUACAGCGAGCAACCAAAUGGAAACACCACUGAUCUUCAUCAAUAACAUAUUCAUGGAGAACUUCAGCAUAGAAAAUCAUACAAUUCAGGCUGAAAGCGUGCGGGACCCCUGGAAGUGUUUUCGUCACUGCGCCAAACACUGCGAUUGCAUUGCGUUUCAAGUCAGUGGAAAAAUGUGUGAGCUUCUGGACACGGACAUUGAUGGGGCCAUCGGGAAGCGAGUGAAAAGACCAGGAACUGUUUUGUAUCAUGUGCAGCAAAACGGCAUGAGGGUAAGUUUGAGUUCUUGUAGAGUAGUUUUCGAAUAAGAUUCGUAAACAAACUGUGAACAAUAGGAUCAGCUGAAACAGGAGCCAGCAAGGACUUUAAGUAUCUACACGAAUACUGUCUCCAAAGCUGGAAAACGUAAAUGAUCAAGUCAAAAUUGGCUGAAAAGCCAUUGAUCAUGAUUUUUGGUGGGGACGAGUCGCUUCGAAAAAUUCGCCUUAUAUGAAAUGAAGAGUUUCUUUGAAAAUAUUUUCUGUUGCAAUACUCAUUUUUUUAAAAGACAAAGAAAAGAACAAUGACCUCUUAUUCUAUUCAGUGAAAUUUUAAUUUUCGUUUUUUUGUCGUUCAUGUUCGGUUUCAGGAAAAUAGUAGAUGCCUGAAUGGCUGUUGUCGAUCAAACCCUUGCCUUAAUGGAGGCACAUGCACAGAGAAUUGCGAUGACGUCAAAGAAAAAUACAACUGCACAUGUCCACAGCAUUACCAGGGAAAGAGAUGCGAGAUAUUCCACCCAAGAGUCGAUUCAUGCCAAUCUUACUUGAAGCUGAAACCAGAGUCGAAGUCAGGCGUGUAUAAGCUUAAUGACACGAUUCAGAGUUAUUGUGAUUUUGACUCGGAACCCGGAAAAGUUUGGACUCUCAUCGAGUCAUUCUCUCAAGAAAAUAAGGACUUUUACAAACGAAAACCUUUUUAUUUCAACGUUCCGCGAAACGAAACAAGAUUGAACUGGAAUGAUUAUCGAGUAUCUUACCAAGCCAUGGUCAACAUCCGGGACAACUCGACCCACUGGCGCGUGACAUGCAAUUUCCUGUCAGGCCUUAAUUUCACCGACUACGCACGAACGACUCUCCAAGAUACGGACAUCCUAACGUUUGUCAACCAAGAUAGCUGUCAGAAGUAUGAGUACAUUUCAGUUCGAGGAAGAAGUUGUACGAAUUGCACGGGGAUGCUUGUGCAGCGUGAUAACGAACAUAUGCAUACUGAUUCAUACUGGAGCAGAAGAAACGGUUGUUCUUGGGAUCCAAGUACAGGUGCCCUGAUGGGCGAAGAUAAUUUUGGAUUUUAUGACAUUACCAAUUCUCAACAUAAGUGCACUGAAAAUUCUUUUUCCACCACGCAAUGGUGGCUUGGUGCUGAGUUCUAA